AUGGCGUCUGCGAUCAAAAGCGCAUUGCCUUCGCACCUAAAGCAGUCGUCCCCCCUGGGCGGCGGCCAUGGCAACGGCAAGGACGACGCAGAGUUUGCCUCGCGUCAUCAUGGCAAGACGAGAUCGCACAUGGCCUUCGAGAAUACUUCGACCAAUGUCGCUGCUGCCCAGAUGCGGAACGCCCUUACGCAGCUCGCCGAGACGGUCGAGGACCCCCAAGAGAAGAAGCUUUUCGAGACUGAAAUGGACAACUUCUUCGCUUUGUUUCGCCGCUACUUGAAUGACAAGGCCAAGGGCAAUGCUGUGGACUGGGAUCGCAUUGCCCCUCCCGCACAGGGGCAGGUUGUCGACUACGAAGAUCUCUCCAACUCGGAGGCUGUCCAAUUCCUCAGCAAGCUUGCCGUCCUUAAGCUAAAUGGCGGUCUCGGUACCUCCAUGGGCUGCGUCGGCCCCAAGUCCGUGAUCGAAGUCCGUGACGGCAUGUCCUUCCUGGAUCUCUCCGUUCGCCAGGUCGAGUACCUGAAUCGAACAUACAAUGUCAACGUGCCUUUCCUCCUGAUGAACUCGUUCAACACCAAUGACGACACGGCGUCCAUCAUCAAGAAAUACGAGGGCCAUAACGUCGAUAUCCUCACCUUCAACCAGUCGCGCUACCCCAGAAUUCUCAAGGAUUCGCUCCUGCCCGUGCCCAAAACCUUCCAAUCUCCCAUUUCCGAUUGGUACCCACCUGGCCACGGUGAUGUGUUCGAGUCGCUCUAUAAUUCGGGCAUUCUCGAGAAGCUCCUUGAUCGCGGCAUUGAGAUCAUCUUCCUCUCCAAUGUCGAUAACCUUGGAGCUGUUGUCGAUCUCCGCAUCCUCCAGCACAUGGUCGAGACCGAGGCCGAAUACAUCAUGGAGCUGACCAACAAGACCAAGGCCGAUGUGAAGGGUGGCACCAUUAUCGACUACGAGGGGUCCGUUCGCCUCCUUGAGAUCGCCCAGGUGCCCAAGGAGCAUGUCAACGAAUUCAAGUCGAUCAAGAAAUUCAAGUACUUCAACACGAACAACAUCUGGCUGAACCUCAAGGCCAUCAAACGGGUUGUGGAGAAUGACGAACUCGAGAUGGAGAUCAUCCCGAACGGCAAGACUAUACCCGGUGACAAGAAGGGCGAGUCGGACAUUUCCAUUAUCCAGCUCGAGACGGCGGUUGGCGCUGCUAUUCGCCACUUCAGUAACGCCCACGGAGUCAAUGUUCCCCGCAGGCGUUUCUUGCCCGUCAAGACAUGCUCUGAUCUGAUGCUCGUCAAAUCGGACCUUUACCAGGUUAAGCACGGUCAACUCCAAAUGAGCACCUCCCGCUUUGGCGACGCCCCCCUCAUCAAGCUGGGCAGCGACUUUAAGAAGGUGUCCGACUUCCAGAAGCGCAUUCCGUCCAUCCCCAAGAUGAUCGAACUGGAUCAUCUGACCAUCACGGGUGCUGUGAAUCUCGGUCGCGGUGUGACUUUAAAGGGCACUGUCAUUAUUGUCGCCACCGAGGGCAGCACCAUCGACAUCCCUCCAGGCUCCCUUCUCGAAAACGUUGUUGUGCAGGGCAGUUUGCGUCUCCUGGAGCACUAA
Messenger RNA from Sodiomyces alkalinus F11, 1596 nucleotides. Its product is annotated as UTP-glucose-1-phosphate uridylyltransferase. Gene Ontology annotation, biological process: glycogen metabolic process; UDP-alpha-D-glucose metabolic process. The transcript has 4 exons. Bases 1 to 1596 code for a protein of 531 amino acids. Gene Ontology annotation, molecular function: UTP:glucose-1-phosphate uridylyltransferase activity. Gene Ontology annotation, cellular component: cytoplasm. The record is from RefSeq and is a predicted model, not a curated record. Lineage: Eukaryota; Fungi; Ascomycota; Sordariomycetes; Glomerellales; Plectosphaerellaceae.